Messenger RNA from Aspergillus chevalieri, 1254 nucleotides. RefSeq lists its product as uncharacterized. The transcript has 4 exons. The coding region runs from base 1 to 1254 and encodes 417 amino acids. The record is from RefSeq and is a predicted model, not a curated record. Lineage: Eukaryota; Fungi; Ascomycota; Eurotiomycetes; Eurotiales; Aspergillaceae. Gene Ontology annotation, molecular function: flavin adenine dinucleotide binding; oxidoreductase activity, acting on the CH-CH group of donors.
AUGCCCGCCUCCGCAAACAUCCCACCGCUUAUACUGCCAUUCAUCAGUGACCGCGCGAAGAAAAUACUAGAUCUGGUGGAGAAAUUCGUGGACGAGCAAUGCAUCCCCGCGCAUGCUCUCUUCGACGCACAACUAGGCCACGGCGCCUCACGAUGGCAGACGAAACCAGCGGUCCUGGAAAAGCUCAAAGCGGAAGCUCGUCAGCUCGGUCUUUGGAAUAUGUUUCUGGGCCGCGACCAUGGAGCUGGGUUAUGUAGUGUCGAAUAUGCGUUGAUGGCGGAGUAUCUGGGGAAGAGUUAUAUUGCCUCUGAGGCGACAAAUAACUCGGCUCCCGACACCGGGAAUAUGGAACUCCUGGAAAAGUAUGGCACAGAGGCGCAAAAGCAGCAAUGGCUGGUCCCGCUGUUGGAAGGUCGAAUCCGGUCCGCGUUCUUGAUGACCGAGCCAGACAUUGCCGCCAGCGAUGCACGGAAUAUUCGAUGUGAUAUUCAUCGGGAUGGGGAUGGUUACGUUCUCAACGGCUCGAAAUGGUGGUCGUCAGGCGCCGGCGAUCCAACCUGCGAGCUCUAUAUUGUGAUGGGUCAAACCACCAAUACAUCUUCUGAAAACCCGUAUGGCCGGCAUUCAGUGGUCUUGGUGCCUACGAAUACGCCCGGUAUAACAGUCCAUCGCAUGUUAUCCGUAUAUGGGUAUGAUGACGCACCACACGGACACGGCCAUAUCACCCUCAAGAACGUCCGCGUACCAGCCUCCAGCAUAGUACUGGGCGAAGGACGAGGUUUCGAGAUUAUCCAAGGCCGUCUGGGCCCCGGUCGAAUCCACCACGCAAUGCGCACGAUCGGCGCGGCCGAGAGCGCACUGGAAUGGAUGAUAGCCCGAGUCAACGACGAAAGGAAAGCAUUCAGACCGUCGCAUUCCGCCCACGCGAUGUUCCAGGAAUGGAUCGCCAAGUCGCGCAUCGAAAUCGACGCAGCGAGAAUGACCGUCCUGAACGCCGCCGUUAAGAUUGACCAGGAAGGUGCUAAAGCUGCACUUAGAGAGAUCGCUAUGGCUAAGGUUCUUGUGCCUCACAUGGCUUUGCAGGUUAUUGACCGGGCUGUUCAAGCUUUCGGUGCUGCUGGUGUUUGUCAAGACACGCCGCUGCCGGGUCUCUGGGCGUCGGCUCGGACAAUUCGCAUUGUUGAUGGGCCGGAUGAAGUGCAUUUGCAACAACUGGGCCGGAGGGAAGGCCAGCGGAUGGGUGAAGCUGUGUAG